Messenger RNA from Nasonia vitripennis (jewel wasp), 8731 nucleotides. RefSeq names its product headcase protein (gene heca). The coding region runs from base 816 to 2339 and encodes 507 amino acids. Lineage: Eukaryota; Metazoa; Arthropoda; Insecta; Hymenoptera; Pteromalidae. The transcript is spliced from 5 exons. The record is from RefSeq and is a predicted model, not a curated record.
GGCACAUAAAUAAAACAGGAAGCGGAGUAGAUCAUCUCGGAAGAAAACAACAACGCGGCCGGGCGGCGAAGACGCCGCCGCGACACACGCACACAGAGGCAUCGCGCGCAGCAUCGCUGCAGCAGAGCGCAGACAACAGCAGCGGCACACGAGUGCGAGCGAGACGAGGCGAGGGCGCGAGAGAGCAUCGAUUGGAGCGCUAGCCGUGACUUCCACCACUCGCUUUCCCUUUCACCCAAUGGGAUCUCACUUUCGCGCUUGCUCCCUCGCCGGCUUCUGGCAGCGCCGCCGCCGCCGCCGCCGCUGCCGGCUUCUCUCUCUCUCUCUCUCCGUCUCUCUCUUCGCGCGCUCCGCGACACUGCCGUCUGCCGCUCGACGCUCAGUAACUGGUGCGCACUCCGCGUGGAAGCGUGCACACACCUCGUAACACACGUCAAACCCCUCUUCUUCUCUCUGCGCUCUCAGCUCUUCGCUCUCCUCCGUCUUUACGUCUACACACACACAGUCACGCACUCAGCUCUCCUCCGAUUCGCAGACCGGCUCCAGUGUCGCGGGAAUGACAACGACGUCGAGGGAGAGCUGCUCGCCUCAGUGACAAGCGCGAGUGCAGCUUUGUUUUCGUUCUCGUCUCCCGCAGCAUCGCUCGCCAUCAGACACCGGCGAGGAUGGGAGCUCGCUAGGACCGGCCCGCAGUCCCUCGAACGUCGCAGUGUGCUCGUCGUCAGCUGGCAAGCCGUCAGAGGCAGGAAGUGCGCGCGGAAGAGGAAGCAGCCAGGGAGGACGACUGCCAGGAUCGUCGCGCUGACGGCGCCGGCAUGGCCCCGCGACGCCACGGCCACGGGGGCGGCCUCCUCGAGGCGGCCGUCUUCGCCCAGCACCACCAGCAGCAGAGCCUUCAGAGCAGCAACCCGCUCGAGGCCUUCGAGAACCUCGGCCUCGGCCACGUCCUGGGCAGCGGCGGCGCCGGCUCCCCGGGCCUGAGCCACUGCUGCACGCCGACCGGCGAGUGCCUGCGCGGCGACGCGCUUAUCCGACACUCGACGGCGGCGCAGGACUGCAUCAAGGUUAGCUGCAGCAACGAGGCCUGUCCGGCUGGCCAGCUGAUGCACCGCGAGUGCUUCGAGGCCUGGGAGCAGUCGGUGCUGAGCUACCUCAAGAGCUGCGGCCGAGCGCGCAGCUGGUCCGAGCGCCAGCGCCAGCAGAACCUCUGGAGCAAGAAGGGCUACGACCUAGCCUACAAGGCCUGCGGCUGCAAGUGCGGCCGGGGCCACCUGAAGAAGGACCUCGACUGGGCCGGCGCCAGGAGCGUCGCCGAGGAGGCGGUCGCGGCGCCGACCAACGAGGUCAAGAAGAAGAAGCGGCGCAACAGGCAGAACAGCCGGCCCAGCCUGGCCGUCUCGGCCGGUCCGCCCGGGGCUCACCCGCACCAGCAGCAGCAGCAACAGCAGCAACAGCUUCAGCAGCAGCAGCAGCAGCAACACCACCACCACGUCGCGGCCAUGCUGCACCGUGGCAGCGACGCGCAGAUCAUUGACGGGAGCCGCGGCCGCGCGGGCAGCCUGUCCUCGAGCACCGGCUCCAGCUCGCCACCGGCCACCAGCGAGACCAGCGUCAGCCCGCUGCACCAGCCCCAGGCCAUCGUCAAGAAGAAGAGCAAGGUCGAAUUCUUCGGCGACAGGAUCAGGCAAAGCUGUGGAGCCAACGGUAUAUUCUCACGGCGACUGGACUUCAGCGCAUUCAACAGCCUGCCGAGAACCAAGCUCAACUCCUAUCACAUUAAGAUGGAAGACGAGGGCAACCACGGCAACGACGACACCAGAUGCUUCAUCCUGUCGACCCUGGCUGCGUUGCAAUGGUCGAGGGUCUCCUGCGUCCUUUGUCGCGCGGCGAUGCUAGUCUUUGAUAGAUAUCCCCUGGUGGACGGCACGUUCUUCCUCUCCCCGAGGCAGCACUCGGCGUCCUGUGCAGAGGUGAAGGUCGAGGGCCGCACGCAGUUCCUCUCGGCCGUCUGCAUGGGCUGCCUGGAGGGCAGCGGCGGCGGUGGCGGUGCCCCCGUGCGAUGCAGGUCCUGCACCCAGCCCUGGGACGGUUCCAGCCUCGUCCUCGGCACCAUGUACAGCUACGACAUCUUCGCGGCCAUGCCCUGCUGCACCGAACGUCUCAAGUGCAACAGCUGCCACAAGCCUCUGAUCUACCCGCACCAGCGGCUCAACUUCUACUCGGACUACAGCCGCGUCUUCGCCUGUCCCCAUUGCCGCGCGGUCGACGCCCACUUCGUCAAGCCGCUGACGUCCUGCUUCACUCGCGAGCACUUCCAGCUCUACAGUCCCUGGCCCUAACAACUAGGGAAGCUAGCCGCCCAGAGCAGCGGCCAGCGCCAGCAGCAGCAGCAGCAGUCCACUUCCGAGCUCUCGCAAGCUCGCCAACAGCAGCAGCAGCAGACCACGGCCAACUUUUCUUCCAGCCCUCUGAUGGCUCUGCUCAGGGCGACUCUGCUCUAAGAAUCAUGCCGAUGCUCCACGGAAGACUCAAGCGAGACGCGAGCGACGCCUGUAGAUACAACACUUUAUGAUAUCAGGUUCUUCAGCUACGGAAGAGAAAGAAUGUGCGAGAGAGAGAGAGAGAGAGAGAGAGAGAGAGAGAGAGAGAGAGAGAGAGAGAGAGAGAGAGAGUGAGAGAGGCAGAGCGAAUGCGCGAGUGAAUGGCAAAAUUCGUGUCGCAGGUACACGCAGAAAACAGAUAUAUAUUAUUAUAUAUACAUUAUAGAGAAAUGACGCGCGAGGGCGUAGAGAAACAAAUAGAUAGAUAGAGAGAGAGAGAGAGAGAGAGAGAGAGAGAGAGAGAGAGAGAGAGAGAGAGAGCGCCUACAAAGUCGGCCUACAAAAACGAAUCGUGCACGCGCCGGGAUUUUUAUAGGGACGACGACGACUACGAUGAUGAUGAUUAUGAUGGGUCGGGGAGCGAGCGGCGCGCGAACGACGCUCUGCAAAGCUAUGCGACGAGGCAGCCCUUGGCCGUCGACAACUUUCGCUCGGUUUUAAUCAUGCUGGCUUCGCGGGUAUGUCUUAAUAGCGCCGACGACUCGUUUUUUUAAUUUUUUUUCGCAUUAUAUGGGACCGAUUGUAUAAUAUAGCUAGGCAAUUUUCUUUGUAUUAAAAAGCUCGAUUGGGACAGCAUACUAGUUUUAGGUUUCUAUUCGUCCGGACGGAAAAAAAAUCAUCAAAACGACAAGCAGAUUUUGGUCACAGUCGCAUCACCGGCCGACGACUCGCGAAGCCAGGCGCUGAUAUCGCAAACAAACUUUCGGACGAGAUGGACUGAAAUUUCCUCAUCGCACUCUGCAACGUUGUAUGAUCAUUCGAAAAAGCCAAAGAGACACGGGGACAAAGAGACGAGCACGACGUCGACUUCCAAGGCCUGAAAAGCGUCGAUCGCACGCCGCGCUGCCCGCUCGCCAGCGUACAAAUAAAUAUAAACACUUACAAACGCAUAUGUAGUAGAAUCGCGACAGAGCUCACGCUGCGUGUGUGUCUGUAGAAAGAAGAAAUCCACCUUGAAUUUAGGAUGAAGAAAAAAAAAUGAAGAGUACUAUUGUUUGUUACUUAGAUAAUCGAGAACGUUGUUUUUUUACAUUUUAUUAGUUUAUACGUUUAGGCGGCCAUGUUAUUUUGUUUAAGGAUCUGCGACCCGCGUACGAUUAAAUAAGUUCCACGUUAAAGGUUUUGCCGCUUUUUUUUGACUAUCGGCCCCGGCGCCAGUUCGACUCUCACCUUUGCUGCUGCGCGAGCUUUAACCCGAGAUGUAUAUCUAUAAUUACUAACGUCGUCCGUACACUGUGGAAUGUUUCUAUUUGAAAAUGGAGAAAAAGAAUUGUAAAUGUAGCCAUACUUCUGGACUUGGUGAGAAAAAUUCUGUUGAACAAAAUCGACGGAGGCAAGAGUCGAGCGUUCUGGGGUCUCGAUAUAGCGAAUACCCGAGGCAAGCAAAUUUUAAAGAGAAACGAAAGAAUUAAACGAAGUAAAAAAGUAACGAUGAUUUAAAGAAGAAAAAAAAGAAUAAUCUCUCUUGGCGAUGCUGGUCGUUGCUGUCCAACCAUAGCGGCCGUCCCACACUAUAGCACCGAGAUCAUCACUUGAUUGUGGUAGUCGUGCGCGUACAUACCUUCUUACGUUAUUUCACUUCGCUUUUACCUUUUGAGAGAAAGAGGGAAAGAAAGAUAGACGACAAGUGUACAUGAGAUAAUAUUGAGAGCUAAGCAGAUUUUCGCGCGCAACGAGAGUAGAGUUUUAUUGUAUAUGUAUAUCGUGCAAAUUCAAAAUGGUUCGGCGAACCUAGGUUCGACUAAAGAUUUUAACCGAAAGAGCGAGCAGUUUCUAAGUAUAUUAUAGCGAUGCGCCGCGUCCUUAAAAAACGAUGACGACAAAUAUGAGCAAAGCAAACGCAUAAUUUUCAUCUACACGCUAACGGUGAUUGAGGCUGCAUUUCUCAGAGUGCCAAACGCGAUCUUCCGCAAAUUUUCUUCUGAAGAUCUCGAGCUCGCACAGAAGCGAGAAGAAAAGUUACGAGCCGCGUGAAGAUCGACAUGUUCAGUUUCGUUUCAAUAAAAUAUUUAAAAAUCCAUUGUUUCGGCGGGACUCUUCAUUUUCAACACCGAAGAUUUUAUAACGUUUAUAAAGUUGAAGAACGAAUUAAAAAAAAAAAUAGUGAGUCUUACAAACGCUACUUAAACGGAUAACGAAUGUAUAAGUAUAUAUAGUAAAAAUAGGAUACCAGUGAUAAGUGUUGGUGAAAUAAAACUGACUUUGUCGGUUCGUCAAGAAUCGAAAGCAAACGGACAAAAAAUAAUAGCGCUAAGCACUCUCGAGUUUUAUUUAUCUCGGUGUCAUCGAUUUCUUGGCGCUGGUAAAAAUACUUUGAUAUUGAGGAAGGGAAAUAUGAGAAAAAAGAGUAGGAAGGAUGCAGGACAAAGAAAAAAAGAAAUAAAGCGCGUUAAUAGGUUUAUGUCAAGCAAAAGAGAAGAGAACGGUUAAGUUAAGAAUGAAAGCAAUUUUAAGGAUUUAUAAGUGAAGCACGUGAAUAUAAGAGACGUAUAAGUGUGUUAAGGUUUAUGCGCGAGCACGGCUCGAUAUAUCUGGUAUAUAGAGUUGUUACGCUCGAAUUUCCUUUUUUAUGUCUUGAAGUAUAUAUAUUAUAUAUAAUAUAAAAGUAAUAACGGUAAGUCUCCGAUUUUCUAUUUCAAGCGUAUUUAAAGAAGAAAAAUAAGUACGAAAUGUUUGAUCGAUGUGCUGUAUAAUAAGGGUUUUUGCGAUUUCACAAGUAGAUAGAUUAUAACCGAUUUUCUUUUUAAUUCCGAAAUACCAAUUUAUCGCGCAAUAAUGGUUUUUUACGAAUUCCUCUCGUCGCAGACGGCGGCAGCUGCGACUCGCAACGGCUCACUCUAUGUAACUCACCUCAGAAACCUCAAGUCCCAGUGAGACGCAGCGCGCGCGCACAGCGAACCAGAGGAGAGAUAAAAUUUUGUAUUGUCGUUUUCUGAAGAGAUUUAUAUGGCUAUAUAACGGAUUUAAGAGGGGGAGACGGAUAUAGAGAUAGAGAUCGAUUGAUAUAGAUCGUCGCGCUAUACGAGGCGCCCCGACUGCGAGCGAUUGGUCUGCGUUGUCGUUGAUGUUCAUUUUUAGAUAUGUAGAAGCGUAAACGGAGUUUCUGGCCAGUGACCUGAGUAUAUAGUAUGGGUAAUCGAGUUGCGUAUUGACGAAAUUUUUUGACGAAAUUUUUACGUAGUUUAAUAGAAAUUAAAGUGAGAUUAGUAGCUGCGAGUCGAUGCAUCAGUUAACCUAUAAUAUUUGAAUAGAGAGCGUUUUUUAUAUUGCGGCCGAUCGCUCGCGCGAGCGCGUCGACAAAUCCGCGCGACGAGUCUCCGUGUAUCAGGUUUUGCGAUAGAGAGGGAGAUAUAUACAUAUAUAUUCCGUGUAGCUUGAUCUUUCGAGUGUGUGUAUAUAUAUAUAUACACGAGUCUAGAGUCAAAGGUGUUGUGUAAGUUGGUAUUUGAAGGACAGGAAGAAGAGAUAGGAUUGUGGAUAAGCGUUUUCGUGGUUGAACUAUAUGGAUAUAGUUUAGAAUAGCCAUUAUUUAUCAUUGAACUUAAGGUUAUACACGGAGAGGAAAGCUCACGAAGAACUGAACAAAGAAAAAUAAGAUAACUUACAAUAAUACACACAUGUGCAAGACUUUGGAAAUCACGCUUAAAAAUUUGACAGUGCGACGUUGAACGUUGAAGUAGGAAUCCGCGGAGAACUUUAUCUAAAGGGAACGAAGGAUGCGCUACCCGUGUCAUAUAGAAAAGAGCUGUACAUGCAUAUUUAUAGAGACGAGUCUUUCUUCUUCUAAUACAAACAAAAAUAUUAUAUAUAUAGGGACGUGCUCAGCCGUGCUAGUACUCGGCAAAGGCGACACUCAGUUAUUUAAUCGAUUUCUACGAAAAAUAAAAAGUGAACCGUUUUAUUAUCAAUGUGUAAUUUAGAAGUAUAUAGAAUUGUAUAUCGUAGCAGUUAAGGUUUUUUUCAGCUGUGGUAGACAACUAUAGGUAUAUAUUUACGUACGGGACGCGGAGACCUAUAUACCGACCGCUUCCUUCUUCUUGCCUGCGCCGAGCUUCGAGACGAUCUCCUCGGCGUUGACUCGCCCAUAUAAGAAUACAACAUCUAGGCUCGAAGCCCAGCGCAGGAGGAAGCCGUCGGUACGAGGACAGGUCGAAGCACUCGAGCAUAACGUAUAUGACGUGUAUAUCAUCAACAAUAUACGGUUAAGAGUAGAGUGAAAGUGAGUGAUUGGUUUAGCCACCGGUUGGCGGGUCAAACUCGCGGACGGACGGAGCUUGCGCCUAUAAUUGAUACAUAUAUUCAAUACAUAUUGUCACGCGCGCGUGCGAAGAGUGGAUGCUGUUAAUUUCCAACGACGCUCAUUUAUACCGAAUAAACCGUUCCGAGACGAGGAUGUACAAUAACGAUUAUUAUAUAGUUGAGUUUCUUUUUUCAUAUAAGAGAAGUUAUAUAACGUAUGUACGUGCGAGCGCGCGCGCUGAUCGCGCUGCGCCCACGUAUAGGUGUAUACCUAGGCAAACAAACUAGAAAAAAGGAUGUUUAAUAUUAUUAUUAUUAUUUCCCGCGAGUUGUACAAGCAUAUACACUGCAGUGUUGACUUUAUUUGUUUAUAUGGAACAUAGAGAAAAAUGUUAACGCGUGCCGCGCUACCGGCGCACGCGCUGAAAAGUAUAAUAGUAACAGACUAUACUAUAUAGCUAGGCAAAAAGGGCGAAUAUAAACGGUUUCGUAUUCUGUGAUGGCGCCGCGUCCCCUCCGUGAUUCGCGCGCGCGCGUCGGCAAAAUUUAUACGCGCGCGACGUCCGAAAAACCGAGAGAAAGAGCGAGAGUGAGAGAUCAUGCGCGAAAGAGAUUUUAUGCGAGAGCUAGAGAGAAUGACGCGUGGUGUAUAAAUCGCAGAGCGAGUCGAACAAAUCUCUGCCGAUAUAUAUAUAUAUAUAUAUAUAUAUAUAUAUAUAUAUAUAUAUAUAUAUAUAUAUAUAUAUAUAUAUAUACAUAUAUACACACAUAUUAUAAAUGUAAUAGACACUGGUUUUUCGUUGUUUUUUAGUCAAAUUGCCUGUUUUACUUAUCCCCGUUAUCGCAUUUUAUGACGUUACGGAGUUAACGGACUAACAGAAAGGGAAAAAAUAAGUAAUAAAGAAAAAAAAAUAAUGAUAACAAUGACGUGUACGCAGAAGAGCGACGGUGACGACGAUGAGAACUGAUGCGAUCGAAAGCCGACUUACACGAAAGAGAGAGAGGAGAAUAUCAGGCGAGUCAUAAUUAAUGAUCCUCCGCUGUUUUGUCGCGUUAAGUAUAGGAACAUAUUUAAAACAAAUUCUACCUGCACCGCUCUUCCCCGAGUGCUGUUUGUGACGUUGUAUACAUAAUUAUGUACAUUGACCGUUGUUAUGUGACGUGAUGGUUGGCUAAAGCAAGAGCGAGAAUUGUGAGAGAACGACGCAUACGAGUUAAUGAGGUGGGGAAAACAGAAAUUUUAUCGAGAGAUUGCUACGCUACUGGAGAGCGAUGAUUUCCAUUUUUUCGUUUCAUUUUUAUCUGCUUCGCGACGCGGCGAUCGCUGCCCCCCGACAGUACAUACAUAUGCCGAGUCGUGGGCAACGAUCGCCGCGAAGUACACACGUAAUAAAUACACCGGCUGUCUUUCACACACUCUGCGGUUGAAGGAGUCGAGUUCCCAGUCGGCAAUGAAGUCAUUAUUGUUUUAUUAUUAUGCGGACGACUAGCUUUCGGUGAGAUGUACAUAGAUAGCCAAGAGCGGCGACGCAGAUAGAGGCGGGAGAAAAGUGAGAGAAUGACUGUUUUUAGAUUUUUUUCUUCCUCUUUUUUGUAUCUAAUUUCUCUUUAUAAUUUUAAUUUAGCAUUUGCGUAGCGUCCAUAUCUUUAACGACAUAUAGUUUAUUACCAUACAUUAAUGCAACUAUUAUCAAUUCGCCUUUUUAUUUGAACCUGUUUUAUCGCUAUCUUUUGUUGCUCGACAUAUUAUUGCAGACAAGAAAAAACGAAGAACACGUCAUACGACACCCACGCACACACAAACACAUGCUCCUUCACCUUUUCGUUUUUAAGUUGCUAGUAAUAUUAUUAACUGCAAUUUCAAUAAAGUGAAAAAAAAACUUGAAAUAAUA